CGCCCCUCGGCUCCAGGUGCGGCGGUGGGACCGGGGCCGCGGCCCGGGCCGGGACGGGCGGCCGAGGCGCCAUGGCCGAGUCCCAGCUGAGCUGCCUGGACGAGGCGCACGUGAACGAGAGGGUGACCGAGGCGCAGGCCGCCUUCUACUACUGCGAGCGGCGGCGGGCCGCGCUGGAGGCGCUGCUGGGCGGCGGCGAGCAGGCCUACCGCGAGCGGGUCAAGAAGGAGCGGCUUCGGGACUUCCUCUCCAGCCAGGAGCGCCAGGCCCUCCGCGCCGCCUGGAGCCCCUACGACGAUGCCGCCGCCGCCGCCGCCGCCGCCUCCUCCGCCGCUCGGGGCAAGAGCAAGGCCAAGGCCAAGGCCCCGGCCCCGGCCCAGGCCUCUGCGGAGCCCGGAGAGUCCCUCGCCUACUGGCCCGACCUCUCCGACACCGAGGUGCCCCCGCUGGACCUGGGCUGGACCGACACCCGCGUCUACCGUGGCGUGAACCGCGUCACCCUCUUUACCCACCCCCCCAAGGAGGAGAAGGCGCCCCACCUCAAGGAGGUGGUCAGGCAGAUGAUCCAACAGGCACAGAAGGUCAUUGCUGUGGUCAUGGACCUCUUCACUGAUGGUGAUAUCUUCCAAGACAUCGUGGAUGCUGCGUCUAAGCGCCGGGUCCCGGUGUAUAUCAUCCUGGAUGAGGCAGGCGUAAAGUUUUUCCUGGAGAUGUGUCAGGGCCUGGAGCUUGCUGACUACCGUAUUCGGAACAUCCGUGUCCGCUCUGUGACAGGUGUUGGCUUCUACAUGCCCAUGGGGAAGGUCAAGGGGACCCUGUCAUCAAAGUUCCUAAUGGUAGAUGGUGAAAAAGUAGCCACUGGAUCUUACAGGUUCACCUGGAGCUCCUCCUACGUGGACAGGAACCUUCUCCUCCUCCUGACAGGGCAGAACGUGGAGCCCUUUGACUUGGAGUUCCGGGAGCUGUAUGCCAUCUCUGAGGAGGUGAACUUGUACCAGGAGCUGAGCCUGGCGGGAGGUGCCGGGAGGCUCGGCCCCAACUACUCCUCCACCGUGGCUCGCAAGCUGAUCAACCCCAAGUACGCCCUGGUGGUAGGCAGCCGCCAUCCGCCGGGCGAGAUGAUGCGCUGGGCCGCCCGGCAGCAGCAGGAUGCCAGGGGCGACCCCGAGGGGCAGGAGGAGGGCAGCAGAGGCGGCGAGGCGGCCCGGCGCCUGGAGAGCUUCCUGAGUGACCUGGUCACGCUGGAGCAGGUGCUGCCCCCCGUGGAGCCCGUUCCCUCUGGAGAGCUGAUUCGGAAGGACGGCAGGGCGAUCUCCCACCUGCACACGGACCCGAAGCCCAAACCCCGCGAGGCGCUUGUCCGAAACGGCAAGGGAGAAGCCGCCAACGGGGAGGCCACUCCGGCCAAGGAGGGCAAGCGCUUUAGCAACAGGUUCUUCAGUCGCCGGGCCAAGAGGCCCGCGGCACCCAAUGGCACAGCCAGCUCCCUCUCCACCGAGACCUUUGCGGAAGUGGAGUUUGUGCCGGGGAAGAAGUCCAACGAGGGCUCCAGCGCUGACAUCUCAGGCAAAACGAAUCCCAGUCCUUCCAAGGCCAGCAAUUGCGUGAUCUCCUGAGCCACACAGGCCAGCAGUGGGCAGGACCUGUGGAUGCCCCAGCCCUGUCCUAUGGAGAAUACAGGUCAAACCUUGCGCCAGUUUGCACUUCGGACCCUUACUUGCUUCCUGCCCAACAGCCUCCAUCCUGGCCUCAGGGACCCUCAAUCCCAGAUGUGAGAGUCGGCAGCACAUCAAGACAAUCACACGCCACCGCCGUGAGACUGUCGCCGCCGGGCAGGGGUCACUCCUUCUUGUUUACAUGAAGUGGAAGCUUGA
Molecule: messenger RNA, 1874 nt
Organism: Panthera uncia (snow leopard)
Lineage: Eukaryota; Metazoa; Chordata; Mammalia; Carnivora; Felidae
Gene: SACK1F
Product: family with sequence similarity 83 member F
Exons: 5
Coding region: 72-1616 (514 amino acids)
Source: RefSeq, a predicted model, not a curated record